This is a messenger RNA of Lycium ferocissimum, 3098 nucleotides long. Its product is annotated as probable flavin-containing monooxygenase 1. The record is from RefSeq and is a predicted model, not a curated record. The transcript is spliced from 6 exons. The coding region runs from base 47 to 1588 and encodes 513 amino acids. Lineage: Eukaryota; Viridiplantae; Streptophyta; Magnoliopsida; Solanales; Solanaceae. Gene Ontology annotation, molecular function: NADP binding; N,N-dimethylaniline monooxygenase activity; flavin adenine dinucleotide binding.
ACUUAUACACACUUCCAAGUUCUACUUUAAGUUUCCUUGAUUACUAAUGGCUAUCAUCCGUUCGAAAAUCGGAAUAAUUGGUGCUGGAAUUAGCGGCAUAGCAGCAGCUAAACAGCUAGCCAAGUAUGAGCCAAUGGUGUUCGAGGCAACGGACUGUAUAGGAGGAGUGUGGAAGCACUGUUCUUAUAGGUCUACUAAAUUGCAAACCCCUCGUUGUGACUAUGAGUUCUCUGAUUUUCUAUGGACUGAGAGGGAUAAUACAAAUUACCCAACUUAUCAGGAAAUAUUGGACUACUUAUACUCAUAUGCUCAACACUUUGAUGUGUUGAAAUUUGUUAACUUCAACUCUAAGGUGGUAGAAAUCAAGUUUGUGGGCGAUCGAGAAAUGAAUUAUUUUGGUGGAUAUGGAAGUUUGUUGACUGGUAAUCCAGUCUGGGAGGUUGCUGUUCGAACCAAUCAAUCUGAAACCCUACAGUGGUAUGCCUUCGAAUUCCUGUUGAUGUGCACUGGAAAAUACGGAGAUAUCCCAAAUAUACCGAAUUUUCCAAACAAAAAAGGGCCAGAAGUUUUCAAGGGUCAAGUUCUACAUACGCUUGAUUACUCUAAACUUGACCAAGAAGCAUCUACCACACUUGUUAAAGGGAAGAAAGUUGCGGUCGUGGGCUAUAAAAAAUCAGCCAUUGAUCUUGCUGUUGAAUGUGCUGAAGCAAAUCAAGGACCUGAAGGCCAACCCUGUACAAUGGUAGUUAGGUCUUCGCAUUGGACAAUUCCACACUAUUCUAUUUGGGGUUUGCCAUUUUACUUGUUCUAUUCAACUAGAUCUUCUCAGUUUCUCCGUCCAAGGCCAAAUCAAGGCCUGUUCAGGACCCUGCUUUGCCACAUGCUUUCUCCCAUGAGAAAAGCAACUUCCAAGUUCAUCGAGUCAUAUUUGGAAUGGAAACUCCCACUAAAAAAGUAUGGACUAAAACCAGAACACCCAUUUGAGGAAGAUUAUGCAUCAUGUCAGAUGGCUAUCUUGCCGGAGAAUUUCUUCAGCGAGGCUGAUAAGGGUAAAAUCUUGUUUAAAAGAACAUCAAAGUGGUGGUUCUGGGAAGGAGGAGUUGAAUUCGAUGACAACACCAAGUUGGAAGCCGAUGUUGUCAUACUUGCAACUGGUUUUGAUGAGAAGAAAAAGCUCAAAGCCAUAUUACCAGAUCCCUUUCGCAGUCUGCUGGAGUUCCCCUUGGGCAUGAUACCCUUGUACAGGGGUACAAUCCAUCCAUUGAUUCCAAAUAUGUCUUUCGUGGGUUACGUUGAAAGUGGUUCAAACUUGCGUUCAGCUGAAAUCCGUAGCAUAUGGCUAUCACGACUUGUAGAUGAUCUUUUUAAACUUCCAUCCGUUGAGAAAAUGCUUGAACAGAUAACACAAGAGAUGGAGAUUAUGAAGAUGACUACAAGAUUCUACAAGAGAAGUUGCAUUUCCAGUUUCAGUAUCAAUCAUUAUGAUGAAAUAUGUGAAGAGAUGGGAUGGAAAUCAUGGAGGAAGAAGAAUUGGUUUGCUGAAGCUUUUAAGCCCUACAACAGCCAAGAUUAUGCAGACACAAAGUAGCAUCAUUCAAUAAAUCGAAAAUUAUCCUACUUAAUAAGUUUGUAAUUCUUGUAUAAUAGUGUAAGCAAUGCAUUACUCUAAUCAAAAGGAAGAAAAGAAAAAUAAAACUUUGAUACUUCAGACUACAUGAAAUGCCAAGUGAUGUACUUACUAAGUUAAUAAAUCCAUUGUAAUUGAGUUUUAUAAGUUGAUAAACUAAUAUUUCAAAAUUAGCACAUAUUGAAAAGUCAUCACCAACUUAAUAUCCAAGUAUUUCAAGAAGAAUCUAGAAUAUUCAAGACUUGCAGAGAAUUUAAAGAAGAGCUUUAGAAGAACAAUUUAAAAAAAAAAUAAUUAUAUCAUAAUUUUCUAAAAUAACAAAUACUUUUAAAUGGAACGGAGGAAGUACAAAUAUAUAUUUUCUUCGGCCCAUGGUUAUUAAAAAUAUUUGUUUAAAAAAUAAUUAUCAUUUUAAAAAAUUAAUUUUAAACACACAACAAGUAGUAGCUUUUUUCAUUAAAUGAGAGCUGUUGCACUUGCACGUGCGCUCAGAUAUGCCCACUUGUGCUACCAAAUUAUGAUACUGUAGAAUUGGAAUUGGAAUAUGGAUCUUACCUUAGCAUCUUCGCUCACGAUUCUUAGCAUCUAAUCUCAGAUGCUUCUCGCUAUUCCCUAAUCCUCUCUCAUCCUACGGCUCACAUUUAUCACCCUAUAUAUUCCUUGCUUUUCAUUCCACUUUCUUCAUUAAGAAAAGGAAAGAGAAAGCACAAGAGAGAGUCUAAAAAUUUGUCACAAACAUGAAUGCAAAAUUGGAAUUUCCGCUUGAAACUCUUGCUUUCAAUUACUUGAGCUUCGGUUUCUUUACUGCCCUUAUUACCGCUGUCGUUGGCUUCUGGAGGAUUAAAGCAUCUUCAACUUUUCCACGUGGAGACUUUUCCGGUGCCCCAUCUUCAUCCUCGCCGACGCCAACGUUGGUAACGUCCUCACUGCAGGUAAAUGAGACUGUGUCAAAUGAAUCAUUGUCAGCAGUUACUACUAUGAUAUCGCCUUUGAGCAACGAGGAGGUAGGAACAAAAGGGAAACUAACAGUGUACUACAAGCAAGAUGGCGGUGCAGAAUGUGACGGCAAUCAAGAAGGCAUCGAUCAGGAAGGAGAAGAUAAUGGCAUUAAGUUGUGUGAAGAGUGGUUUGUGAAUAAUUGGGAGAAAUUGUUGAAAAUGAGAAUUGGGGAAAUGAAGUGGUAUUGUUAUCAGGACAUGAAGAUAAUUGAUGGCAGUGUAGUUAGGUUGUGGGACGGUUCUAGACCACGGCCGAGGGAAGUGGAAAAAACUGCUUUCUCGAUUGGUGUAAUUAGUGCUUGGUAGUUUAGCAAUUGUAACUGGUAGUUAGGAUAUAAUGCAAUAACGGUUUUCACCGCUAUGGAAUUUAAGAAAGAAAAAUUGUAAAUAUUGUACGCUUUUUUCUAUGUUUUGUAGUAAUACCUUAAUACCUAAGUCUUGACAAUGAAAACACUGGAUUUUUCGUCUUUUUU